Molecule: messenger RNA, 1154 nt
Organism: Helicoverpa armigera (cotton bollworm)
Lineage: Eukaryota; Metazoa; Arthropoda; Insecta; Lepidoptera; Noctuidae
Product: arrestin domain-containing protein 2
Exons: 6
Coding region: 63-953 (296 amino acids)
Biological process (GO): protein transport
Cellular component (GO): cytoplasm
Source: RefSeq, a predicted model, not a curated record
AUGUUUUGUGUAGAGCUUGAGUAAAAUUAUUUUGUUGUGUGGUGCACGUUGUUUUAUUUGCUAUGGCAUGCACCAUAACAUUUAAUAGUGACUCCACUGGAAGUUUCUACGCUGGUGAUAUUGUGACUGGAACAGUUAUUUUGGAACUGAAGAAUGACCAGAAAUUUCAAAGUAUCGAUUUAAAAGUGAAGGGAACUUGCAAGGCUCAAUGGACGAGGCCAAUGCCAACUAUGCCGUACAUCAAGAAUUAUUCAGAAAAACAAAAACUUAUUAAUUUAACAAUUCAAGAUAUUUUCAGGGAAUUUUAUGUUGAUGGCGCGUUACCGGCCGGCAUUCACCAAUAUCCGUUCCAUUUCUCACUGCCGGCAGAUUUGCCGUCGACUUUUGAAAGUUCCAUUGCCAAGGUUAAUUAUACAGUUACAAUAAAAAGUAAACCUGCUUACAAACUCAGAAAAGUAGCAUCAUUCAACGUUUUAGGAAACAUCAACUUAAAUCAUGUGGAGAAAAUGUUGGAGCCGUCUUUCAGCGAAUUCCACAAGAAGUUUCGGAAUUCAGGAAAAUUCACAAUUUGUGUGAAAACAUACAAGGCUUUUGCACCAAAACAGAUCAUUCCUUUCGAAAUAACACUUGUGAAUGAAAAAAAAGUUAAAAUACGAAAAAUAAACAUCAUAUUAAUGCAGAAAAUACGAUAUGAAGUGGAGUCGGGUUACGCCGAGGAAGAAAAGGAAAUGGGCAAAACGGAUUAUAAGAAAUUUUCUUUGAACAUAGCUGAAUUAUGUUUUUUUAACAUGGAGAUCCCUCAAGUUAUACCUUCUAGCUUAAAUGUAGUAGACCCUAUGAUAGACAUUUCAUAUGCUUUUCGGGUUCAAGUGAUAUUUCCUUUCCAUUUCACUUUACAAGAAGACAUACCAGUCACCGUGACCACGGCACCAGUUAUUCAUUACGAAUUUUAAUUUUAACUCAAAAAGGGGGCCAUCAAUACGUUUAUGUAAUGUUUUAUGUGUUCUGGAAUAAGUAUUAACUUGUGGUGAUAUGAUGCAAUUUAACACAUCUAGUUAGGCAGUUUUACAGAAAAUUAAUAGAUAUGAAAAUAAAAAGUGCCCUGUUUAGUUUAAGUUUAUCUCUUGUAAAUACAGAUGAUGUAUUAUAUAAAU